AUGGAAGCUAAUGCCAAGUUAUGCGCGCAUGAAGGGAAGGACUUGCAAGAUGGAGCAAUGUACCGACAGCUGGUUGGUAGUCUAAUUUAUCUAACAUUGACUCGACCAGAUAUCUCGUAUGCAGUUGGUGUAGCAAGUUGGUAUAUGCAACACCCAAAGAAACCUCAUUUGGAAGUAGUGCAACAAAUGCUGAGGUAUGUCAAAGAUACCAUUAACUAUGGUCUCUUAUAUAAGAAAGAUGACGAGGUUAAGAUAGUUGGAUACUGUGAUGCUGAUUAUGCUGGAGAUCAUGAUACCUGUCGAUCAAGUACUGGGUAUGUAUUCAUGCUUGGAUCUGGAGCAAUAUCUUGGUGUAGCAAAAGGCAACCACCGGUGUCCUUGUUAACCAUUGAAGCAGAAUAUAGAGCAGCAGCAAUGGCAGCUCAGGAAAAAAAUCCAAUAUUUCAUGCAAGGACAAAGCACGUGGAAGUGCAUUAUCAUUUUCUGAGAGAAAAAGUGCUUCAAGAAGAAAUAGAGAUGCAACAAAUCAACACAAAUGAUCAAGUUACUGACAUAUUCACCAAAGGACUAAGCACAACCAAGUUUUCGAAAGUCAGAACUCAACUAAACCUCAUCAAACGAGAAGAAACUUAG
Molecule: messenger RNA, 633 nt
Organism: Humulus lupulus (European hop)
Lineage: Eukaryota; Viridiplantae; Streptophyta; Magnoliopsida; Rosales; Cannabaceae
Product: secreted RxLR effector protein 161-like
Exons: 3
Coding region: 1-633 (210 amino acids)
Source: RefSeq, a predicted model, not a curated record